AUAUAUGCUGCAUCUGAAGGCAAGACUGCUUGGUAAGGAGUUUGUGCAGCCCUGAAGUGGAGACAAAGUACAGUGUGAAGGCAACUGCUUAGGAGAGCCACAGAAGAACAUCUUGAGCAAAGGAGAGAAGAGCCAUCUGCAGGAUGAAGUGUGUUGCUGUCGGCGUGUUGCUCAGUCUCCUAGCACUGGGACGGCCUGCUCCUCUGAGCGACUGUGACACUGUGGUAAAACCAAUAGCCAUCAGCAGAGAAUAUAUGUUGGGGAGAUGGUUGUACAUCGGGGGGAGCUCUGACCUCCCAGGAAGCCGCUCGCUGGGCCACCUGAUGUCCAGCGCCUGGUUGAACCUCGCUGAAACGUCCCAGAGCAACGUCCUCACUCUCACCCAGACCCAGAGAUUAUACAGUAAAUGCACAAGUCUAGUAUACAAUGUGACCUUUGAAAACAGCAUAAUGUUAAUUGAACAACCUUUCUACCUCAAGGAAGUCUACCUGACAACUGAGCCUGACUGUCUGGUCGCCUAUGAAGAAAUUAUCUCUGGGAGAGAUACGUUUACCAGUCUUCUCAUGUUUAGCAGGACAAAGAGUGUCUCACCUGCUGCUCUGGAGAUGUUAAAGAGACAAGCAGAGUGUCUGGGGAUGACGUCGCCCAUAAUAGUAGAUCCGAACUACGAAAUGUGUCCAGAUGACAUCCAGCCCUCUGAGGGGCUCAGCGCUCUCAAUUCAUUACUGGAGGCCAAGAUGGGACAUCGAGUUACAAGAGUGCUGGAUUAUCUUUUUGAUAUGUUUGUCAACUGAUUUUCAGUGGUGGAAAGUAACUAAACAGACUGACUCAAGUGCAGUACUUAAAUAUAAUUAAGAGGUACAAAUUCUUUACUGAAGUAUUUCCAUUUCUUUUUGCUACUUUAUACUUCCACUCCACUACGUUAGACGGUAUUAUUGUACGUGUGAAACUACAUUUAUCAGAAUUUUUCUGUUUAAUGGAUAAUAUAAGAAGCUUUUAGAUUACAAGGAUAAAUAAAGUUUAAACAAGUCUUUUCUAACUGUUUCGGCUGCCGACAUCUCACAAAAAGGAGCAGUGUGUAGUUGGGGUCAUAUUUCAGAUGUCUGUGUAAAAUACUGUUUUCUGCCCUAAAGCUUCUCUCUUGUUUUAAUUUCAAUAAAUGUUCAAAUGAUCCAAUAACUUACUUUAAAUUGAGGAUUAGAGGAAAAAACUGAUUUGCAUAUCUGAACUUUUUUCCUUUCCCAUUUAUCAUCUGAUGAGUCCUCAGAUUUAUUUUAUGUCCCUGUAUAUAAAACUGUAUAUAAAGUAGUUGAAACUAGCUCCAGCUGCAGCAGCUGCACCAGUAACCUGCUGCUGACACACUCAUGCUUCACUAUUAAAAAUCUAAUGAUGUCACAUAUAAAAAUAAACCAGUCACAGUGACCAAACCAGCACUUUUACAUUAAUACUUCUAGUAACAUUUUGAUGUUCAUACUUAUAUAGUUUUACUUAAGUAAGAUUUUUCAUGCCUGACUUUUGCUUGUAAUGGGCUAUUUUUACGUUGUUGUUUUACCCAAAGGUUCCAUAUUGUGCCACUUUUCAGCAAGUUAAUAAAAAGCUCACAUGCCCCCAGAA
Amphiprion ocellaris (clown anemonefish) is the source of this 1614-nucleotide messenger RNA. RefSeq lists its product as uncharacterized. The transcript has 6 exons. The record is from RefSeq and is a predicted model, not a curated record. NCBI's taxonomy places the organism in Eukaryota, Metazoa, Chordata, Actinopteri, Pomacentridae. The coding region runs from base 144 to 794 and encodes 216 amino acids.